Molecule: messenger RNA, 1128 nt
Organism: Penicillium manginii
Lineage: Eukaryota; Fungi; Ascomycota; Eurotiomycetes; Eurotiales; Aspergillaceae
Product: Clr5 domain-containing protein
Exons: 4
Coding region: 1-1128 (375 amino acids)
Source: RefSeq, a predicted model, not a curated record
AUGGAUCAUUUCCCCCCGCCAUCGUCCGUGACGCUCUCGCCCCAAUCGCCAACUCCAACACCGAAUGCUUCGAAUUCCACUCCCAAUCCUACCAACUCAUCUAGUAUUUUUCGGCCCCGCCGAUCCGACGAUUGGCACGAGUAUCGCGAGAUUAUUGAGCAACUCUACCGCAAUGACCAACUGAAGCUGCGCGAUGUGAAACGCAUCAUGGAGCGUGAUUAUAAAUUCCAGGCAUCAGAAAAGCAAUACAAAGAUCGCCUUGCUGCCUGGCACGUUCGCAAGAAUAUCAAAGCUAAAGAGGUCCACCUUAUGAUUCGAAAACAGCAAAAACGUGCAGCGAGGGGCAAACAGACAGCUUUCCGGGUGAACGGACAGGAAGUUGACAACAAACGUAUUGCUCGUUUUCAGCGUCGCUACGGCGAUAGUUGGGACGAAGAAAAAGACAAGGAUAUUCAACAGAUGAGCCCGGAGCCCACAACCCCGUCCGACAUGACCUGCUACACUCCAGAACCCGCCGAUGAAGCUGCCACGCCUAUAUCACCACCAGAAAUUCAGUCUCCAUCGCGUGAGCCCUCAUCUUACCCUCUCAGCUAUAACCCCAAUCACAUCGACUCCAUCCCUGACCUCAUCAUAGAUGACGACUCAUCAUUCCCAAUAAGCAUGCAUCAUAAUCCAACUCGACGAUAUCACCACCAACCCGAAUCAUUAGUGCACUCAUCUCAUCCACACGCUCAACACCCACACUCCCCGCACGCACCACACCCACAUGCACAUCAUCCGCAUCCGCACUCACUUCCACCUCCUCAUCUACCUCAUCCUCAGCACACCGUCAUGACUGCCAGCGCGGGGUCUAUGCCGCCAAUCCAAACAAUGACGCCCGCGGUCCCACUGCACCCCGUCGCAGCCCCUGGACCGGCAUCUUCACAUCGGGCCUUCAUGAACGCAGCGGGUAUCAUACCACCAUCUGCGAAUAUGGUCCACAACAGCGAGUGGGAGCAGCUUAAUAAUUUCCAAUCACGCCUCGAGGAGCUGAACGACCAUCUAAACGUGUCCAUGUCAAAGUGGAACCGGGAUCAAGAUCCCAAUGAGGUCCCGCAUCACCCUCACCAUGAAGGACUCGGGCUAUAA